This is a messenger RNA of Dreissena polymorpha, 3347 nucleotides long. Its product is annotated as sphingosine-1-phosphate phosphatase 2-like. The record is from RefSeq and is a predicted model, not a curated record. Lineage: Eukaryota; Metazoa; Mollusca; Bivalvia; Myida; Dreissenidae. Gene Ontology annotation, cellular component: endoplasmic reticulum membrane. Gene Ontology annotation, molecular function: sphingosine-1-phosphate phosphatase activity. Bases 320 to 1564 code for a protein of 414 amino acids. Gene Ontology annotation, biological process: phospholipid dephosphorylation; sphingosine metabolic process. The transcript is spliced from 3 exons.
GUUAAAUGCAUACAAACAAUAGUUCAUUUUCACGUCACAUACAUUUCCCUGAUAAUGCUGCUUUGCAUUAAAUGAGAUUGCGAAAAGGGAAGUUUUAGACAAAAAAGCAAAAAUAAACAUCAAACAGACUUCUGACACGGAAAAUAACGAAGAGUCCCGAUUUAUAUAGUCUCAACUAUGAUUGGCUUACUGCUGUCGUUAACGAAGCCGAACGAACGCGUUGGCGAGUCGGAGACGAUCACGCGAUCCUAGGUGAAUGAAGUAUAGAGUUCAAUUUGUCAAAGUGAUUGUUUCUCGGUAUCCACGUUGGAUUUAAAAGAUGGAAAAUAUUCAAAAUUUAUGGGAGUAUUUCAAAGGUUACCAACAUGUCGCUGAUUUCCAAAGAUUUUGCGGUGUUGAAAUCCAAGAAGUCGAACAAUUGGAAGAGCAAGAGCCAGUCCACAAUGUCAAUGGAACUAAUGGUGACACUAACUACGAAGUUUCCAAAAGAAAACCAAAUUCACAAAAAAAUGGAACAAAUGGUUUCAAAAACGGUGUACAUAAUCCUAAUGCUCACGAAAAGAAGCUAGCGUACAGAAUUAAGAACAUGCCAUUCUACCUUUUAAUGAGGUUCGGUGCCGGUAUGGGUGGGGAACCUUUCUACAUGAUUUUUUUCCCAUUUAUGGCCUGGAACGUGGAUGGGAGACUGUGCAGACAGUUGUUGUUAGUAUGGUAUCCGUUGAUGUAUGUCGGCCAGCUGUUGAAAGACAUCAUCAAAUGGCCACGACCUGGUCCCCCGGCUGUCAGACUCGAAGGAAAACGAUAUGAACAAGAAUACGGGAUGCCUUCAACGCACACCAUCGUCGGUACUUGUGUGCCGUUGUCUCUUUUGAUACUGACAUCCAGAUAUUAUGAGUAUUCAUUUCUGAUGGGACUGCUAUGCGCCAUUAUUUGGACAGGACUUGUAGUGUGCAGUCGUGUAUACCUCGGAAUGCACACAGUUUUGGACUGUAUAGCUGGCCUGACGAUAACGCUAGUGGCUUUACCAUGGAUGCUGCAUUUUGUUGAAUAUGUUGAUUACUAUCAAGUGACCAGCCCCUACGCCCCUUUCUCCUCGUUGCUUAUCCCUAUACUUAUCUGUGUUUACUACCCAAAACCGAAGGAAUGGAGCAUCACGCGGGGUGACACUUCCAACAUUGUCUCCAUUGCUUCCCUAUUUAUGGUAGUGUACUGGAUCUUUUACCAAAUAGGCUGGCUCAUAGAAACACCACGGCCAACCCAAUUACAGCCACUUCCUGACAUUACCUCGGAAUGGCUUUACCACAGUGCAUUGAGGACAGUAUUUGGCAUAGUUGGUCUUGUACUUUCUCGGAUAGUUUCCAAAAAGAUUUUCUUGAAAUUCGUCUGCUAUUGUGCAGGGGUGGACACAAAGGACAUAGCUAGACAGCGUAAGCUUGGUUUGGAGGUUCCCUUGAGAUGGCUCACGGUAGGGGGGCUAGCUGUGAGCACCUCUUUGACCGUCCCUCUAUGCUUCCAUUACUUUGGGAUCAACAGAGCAAAUUUCUACCGUGAGCUGAUGAUGUGAAGGCAAACAAAUGGGAGAAGUGCAAUAGUGUGCAGGCAAACAAUACAAAAUAGAAUUGGCAGUUAGUCAGGUUAUGUACAUGCAAGUUAAAAGAUAUUAACAUGCACUGAUACAGGGCUUAUGUGGCUCUUUCUAUGCCUUAUUGGUAUUGUAUUUGGAUUUGAUAGUGAUACUUAUUUUAUAAAUGCUUUUUUUGUCACCCACCUUUCUCUGAUUGUACUAACAACACUUUUUAUUUACAUGUAUGUAAGUUUCGGAGACACUGGUGCUUCUGUAGAUUAAUUAUAGUUGUUUUUCUUCACGAAUAAACAACAGAGAUAAACAGAUAAAUGUUAUUAACAUAAUCGCAUUUAAGUUAUAAAAACCAAUAAAUAAACUAAAAAAAAAUAUAUAGCAAAGUUAUACACAAUGUGAUUGCAUUGAAGUCCACAAAAGGCACAAAAUAUUGUUUAAAAGUAUUUGUCAUUCAGGAAAAUUGGAGUUUGGGGUAGAGUUUUACUAGAGGUCCAAGUAUGUCCAUUUUAGUGGAAAACAUAGCCCAAGAUUUUGAUCCUUAAGAAAAUAUUUAUUUGAACCAACAGGAUCUUCACUGGUAGUUAAGGUUAACAAAUAUUUGUAAAAUGUAGACAAUCAAAAGAUUGAAGAUAUGGGAUAAUGAUGACAUUUUGCUUUAUUUAUUCAGUCAUUCAGAGCUACAGAUAAGGUGCGUAUUUGCGUAAAUACCCAAUGUAAAAUUGCCGAUUACGCAUAGAAAAAUUGAACUAUGCGUACCAAAACCCAAUUAAAAUUGCUGAUUACGCAUAUCGUAUUUUUCCCUGCGUAACUAGUAAAUCUCUCCCGGAAAUACCCGGGUACGAAAUACCCGGAUUCUUUCCGCUUCGUCCAACCUUCAGCACAAUAAUAUGAACGGACGAAAGCCUCUAUGUAACUACGUAUUGUUGUGAAAAUGUCAAAACCGCGAGGCCGUAAACAGGGAAAUAUUGCAUCCCAGGCACAAAAAAACAAUUUUAAGUUAUUUAACCGUGAGCAACACAAAAUCAGAAGCGGAAAAUAUACCGGUAGUGAAACUGUAGGAGGCAAGCGCUGACCGUGCUUAAAUUGUAAGAAAACUAGUGGAAAGAAUCGAAGAACUCUUUUUUAAAACAAGACUGUAUAUUAUUAAUACAUCUACAUAUAACACAAGAUCUCUGAAACUUAUCAAUUAAGAGUGGAACUUCAACUAGCUCAUUCAGGGAAGCAUUUGAGAAUUUAAGACAAUGAAAAUACCCAAUUGAACUCAAAAGUAGUGGGUAUUUACCCAAUUACUCUGAAAAGUAAUCUGGAGCUCUGGUCAUAAGUUGCUUUUAAAACAUACAUGUUAAAUUUUUGGCCAAUCUGCUUUUAGUGAUAACAAUAAUUAAUACAUGUAUUGGCAGGUUUAGUGCUUGUAUUGAAGAUGAUAAGAUUGGCUUCACAUUUGCCAUGUAUGUUGUGUUAAAGGAUAUAGUUUUCCUCAAGUUAAAUGAAAAUGUGUGUUGAAAUAAGAAUGGAGCAUAAAAAAGGUUUUAUUUGCUUAUCAUAUUUGUAUAUGUUCAAACUGCACAGCCUUCAAAUUGCAUCUCAAGUCGAAAUCAAUGGGUCGGAGAAUGAAAGCUGAUGUGUAUCCUUUAAACAUACCCUUGUUGUUUUGAGUUAUAUUUAAAUUGAGCUGUUUUGAUUGAUGAUGUGCAUAAUGGAUAAAUUAUAAUUGAAUUGUUGUUGUGUGUAAAUCAUGUUCACCUUAGGAGGAAAUACCACAAGAAAU